AUGGAGCCACUGCCAGAGCUCUACGCGAUCUUCCAGGGAGAGGUUGCUGCAGUGACAGAUUUUGGGGCCUUUAUCAAGAUCCCAGGCUGCAGGAAACAAGGCCUGGUCCACAGGACUCACAUGUCCUCCUGCCGUGUGGAUAAACCCUCAGAGAUUGUGGAUGUUGGGGACAAGGUCUGGGUGAAACUUAUAGGAAAAGAGAUGAAAGAUGACAAACUGAAGCUUUCCCUCUCCAUGAAGGUUGUUAACCAAGGCACAGGCAAAGACCUUGAUCCCAACAACGUUUCCCUUGACCAGGAUGAGAGGAGGAAACGCACCUUCAGGGACUACACGAGUCAGAAGAUCACCCUUGAGGCUGUCUUGAACACUAUGUGCAAGAAAUGUGGCUGCAAAGGUCAUUUUGCCAAGGAAUGUUUCAUGCAGCCUGGAGGUACCAAAUAUAGCCUCAUUCCAGAGGAGGAGGAAGAGGAGGUGGCAGCAGCAGGACAUGGAGGAGAUAAAAAGUCCAACCUGGCUGAGGAGUCUUCAAAAAAGAGGAAGAAGGAGAAGAAGAAGAAAAAGAAGCACAAGGCUAAGGAAUCCUCCGAGUCAGACUCAGACAGCUCAGACUCGGACAGUGAUGGAGCUCAGCCCUCCAGCAAGAGGCACAAGCACUCAGGGAAGCCCAGCAAGGCUUCCAAGAAGAAGAAAAAGAAGAAGCACAGGAAGUAG
This is a messenger RNA of Acanthisitta chloris (rifleman), 711 nucleotides long. It is a transcript of the gene ZCCHC17, whose product is annotated as zinc finger, CCHC domain containing 17. The transcript has 7 exons. Lineage: Eukaryota; Metazoa; Chordata; Aves; Passeriformes; Acanthisittidae. Gene Ontology annotation, molecular function: zinc ion binding; RNA binding. Bases 1 to 711 code for a protein of 236 amino acids. The record is from RefSeq and is a predicted model, not a curated record. Gene Ontology annotation, biological process: RNA stabilization.